Messenger RNA from Anopheles coustani, 3563 nucleotides. RefSeq names its product protein arginine N-methyltransferase 9-like. The record is from RefSeq and is a predicted model, not a curated record. NCBI's taxonomy places the organism in Eukaryota, Metazoa, Arthropoda, Insecta, Diptera, Culicidae. Gene Ontology annotation, biological process: peptidyl-arginine methylation. Gene Ontology annotation, molecular function: protein-arginine omega-N monomethyltransferase activity; protein binding. The transcript has 3 exons. Bases 596 to 2815 code for a protein of 739 amino acids.
AUAGCCGUGGUUCCCGUAGUGAGGAUCGUAUUGGUGCUUCAGGAUAUAUUACAGUUUGUCGAUAAAUAGGGACGUUCGCUUUGGCUACUACAGGCAUAUUGUCAGGCUCUGAAAACGAGCAAGUUUGCUAUUCAACACAGCAACCGCUCCAAAAGGUGCCAUUAUCCUGUGAAGUAUAAAAAAUACAUGCCAACUUGACCUUGAAUGGUGGAAUUGACAGUUGGCCUCUGGAGCGGCGACGCCGGCGCACAGAUUUCUGUUUACAAAAGACCUCUCAGAGAGAUCGGAGAAGUAUCUGGAAAAUGACCGAGAUGGAAGAGCAAUGAAAUGGCGCCGGGAGCAGUACAAGCUACCGAACCCGAAGGAGCAGUCGCAGCUACAACAGUCUAGGAGCAGGAGCAGCACUAGUGCAGAUAGCUGCUAAGGUUGUGGAAAAAUCACUGCGUCGUUGUAUAAAGAGAAAAAAAGAACUCCAUCACAGAGAAAAAUCAAUCACAGCGUUCACACUUUACAACGGUGUGCAAUCCCGGGGACACUGUAUUCUGGUCGUUCACCUAGUUGAGUAGAAGCCUGCGGCACACUAAAGACACGGAACAUGAGCAGUGAUGAAGAAAUCGGUGAACUGAAGGUUGUGUACGAUUUCAUAGCUCAGGCUAAGUUCAAAAAGGCUUUCGUCAGUGCAACGAAGGUGCUGGACCAGCGGUCACCCCUCCCACCGGAUGCUGCAGAAGAGGAUCCGUUGCGGGAAUUGUUUCUGUUCGUCGUGACCAAGUACGCGGAUCAGCUUGAGCAGGAAGGCAAAAUCGAACAAGUGUUUGAGAUCAUCGAGCAGGGCCUCGAGUACUUUCCCGAGCAUCCGGAGCUGCUAAAUGAGACGGGCGUUCGCUUGCAAAGGUAUGGCCGUUCGUUGGAGGCCUCUAUCUGCUUCGAGCGUGUGCUGCUGCAGGACUCCCGCUACUUGAAAGCUUACCAGAAUCUGCAAAACACGAAAUGCGAGCUUGUAGAGCGAUGGCACUUUCGCAUGCUUAACGAUGUCGUACGUAACGCUGCUUUUAGGGCCGCAAUCGAAAACCAGAUCGCUGCCGGGUUUAACGAGGUGCUGGACAUUGGCACUGGGACUGGUCUCCUAUCGAUGUAUGCCCUACGCUGCGAGGGUAUACGUAAGGCGGCUGCAUGCGACGGGUCGGAAAUUAUGGUUCAAAUUGCUCGCGAUGUGUUCGGAGCGAAUGGACUCAGUGAUCGCAUUUGUCUGUUUCAGAGCUACUCGCAGGAUCUCAAGAUUGGAGAGCGAUUCUCGUUGAUCGUGACGGAAACGCUCGACUCGGGUGCAUUUGGCGAAGGUAUUCUUGAGACGCUGAUUCACGCCAAAAAGCAUUUGCUUUUACCAGAGGGCAAGAUUAUCCCGGCGAAGGUCACACUGCACGUGUCCGGCUAUCAGUCGCGCGCUCUAACGGCCAGCAAUAUUUUAAUCAAUGAAGCGUUCAGUGAAGACUUUUCACUACCCAGCAACUGCUUGCUGUCCAAGGAGGGCACGAAGUGUUACGAUGCGGAGGACAUCGGGCGGAUUCAGGCGAAUGAUGAUUUUGAGUUCGUUACCGACACCGUCCUGGCGAUGGAUGUAAACUUUAACGAUCUGGACAGUCUUGUACGCUACCAGGACGGUACGGAGGUCGGAGAAGUGGAGCUAACCUGCCUGGACGAUGGGCUUCUGUUGGAUGGAUUUGUUGUGUGGUUCGAUCUGCAGCUGGAUGAAAAUAAUACCAUCAGCACCGAUCCAACGACUAAUACCUGCUGGAAUCAAGCUAUUUUUCGUCUCAAUCAGCGGCUUCCCGUGGCGAAGGACCAGCGCUUGAAGCUGACGAUGUCUUGCAAAGACGGAGCACUCUCUGUUGCACACAAUCUGAACUCUGUUGACAAUCAGAUCAGCGUCGAUGAGCACGUGCUUGAGUUUCUUAACGAUAUCGAAUACUACAGCAGCCUCACGGAGGCAACCGAUUCUUUGGAUGACAUGGAAAAAGUACUCGAUCUGUCGCUUUUUCCAUACGCCGGUCUAAAGCUACUUAAAGAAGGUAAAGCGAGGAUGCUUUUUUGUCUUGAUCAAACGGAAGAUUUGAUUGAAUUUAUUGCUAAUCAAAACGAUAUUCCAAUGGGAAGCAUUAUGUUGGUCAGCUCAGUGCAGGAAAUAUUUCUUCUAAACGACUACACACUGGAUUUAAUUAUCCUGCAACCGGUGGACGUGUUCGGUCAGAUUAACAGUGAGCACUUUUGUCUCUAUCAAUCGUUGCUGCCGAAACUGAAACCCAUCGGUACGGUGGUACCAGCCACGCUUGAACUGCACGGAAGCGUGAUCGAGUCCGAGUGGAUCGUAAAAUGUAGCCGUGUGGAAAAUCCGGAACUGGAGCAAUUUCAAAUCGAUAAAUAUCUAGCCUCCUUGGAGACCGAAAAUCAUCUAGACCUAGGGCCCUUCUCUUACCGCAACCUGUCCGAACCGAUCAAGCUGGCUGACGUGCAGUUCGAUGGGAAGUUGCACGAAACUGAAUUGGAAUUGACCCUUGCCGAACCUACCGAAACGACCCGUCUGCAUGCCGUGCUCUAUCACUAUUGCAUUGGAUUCACCCCAGAAAGGCCGCUGCUCACAACGGACCGCCUCCAGUCAUUUGCAAAGCGAUCCGCCUUUAUCAUUCCAAAGUCUACAUUCCAGGGCGUGAAUGGCGAAGAACCACCUGCCCCGAAAGACCCGAUUGAACAGCUCUACAUAAGUGUACUGCAGAACCAUGGGGUCAUUAAGUGUGAUAUAUCUCCAGUGGGUCAGUAAGAAAACAUAGCUUAAAGUAAAGCAUGCCAACCAACCAAAAUCUCCUCAGCAAUACCUAACGCCACGGAAAACCCACUAACCUCCCAAACCAAACCCCACCACUUUUGAAAGCGCAAUAAUAUAUACAUAUACGAAUUCAUUGAGAAUACAGGGGAAGGAAACUUAGUAGUAUUUAGUAGCAAACGUACAUUACCACAGCUAUAGGUAGUAUCGCAGCAUUAGACAUCACCUUACGGGCACACAGGUAGAAUCACCGUAACAUUACAUUCCCGUUCGAUUGGAACGAGCGAGCUAGCAAUUUUGAACACCUAAUAAACCACACUGUGAGCAUCAUCUCAAAAGUUUUGGGAAGAUAAACAAGGAACAAUAGUGAGAGCAAUCUUCGUAGUGAGUCCGUAGUCAAUCAACGCAAGCUAAACGAACACAAAAGAACUUGAACACCGCAUCACCCUAUGGGCAGAUUUAGUAGUAGUAGCAUAGUUUCGAUCUUUAGAUGCCACCGUACCGUAAAAAAGUACCACAGAAGCUGGCGAUGGCGGUGAGAGCAAUAAAGCAAUUAAGUAGGAUAACGAUUUGAUUUUAUCGUGCACAGUGAUGCUACCGUCAUUUAAUAAGAAUUGUGAUUGGAUUAUUACAAUCCACAUAUCAAAAUAACCGUUCAUGCGAUAGUGUGUUUUACAGUGCGCAAAUUCUGUAGCCGUUCAUAUGUAUUAGUUUUAACGUACAAAUAAAAGGAAACUUAAACAUU